AUGAAAAUGUUGAAUCGGCAGAAACCUCGGCUGGAGCGAAAGAUCGUUGGCUCAACCAACCGAUGGCGUUUCCCCAAAAAUCCUUUCUCUGGAGAUUUGUUGGCACUUUCCCAGAUGUGCAGGGCUUUGAGCAUAGACUUGGAUGAGACUCUGAAGAACUCAGACAGGACAUGCGUUUCACAGAUUCAGAAAAUUCUCUCUGAAAAUCUCAGCAAUCAGACCAUCCAAAGUGGGGAGGCAGAUGUGAUUCUCGAGUGUCUGGGCUUCACGUGGGAGCUCCAUCAUCCACAGCUCUUUCAGUCCGAGACCCUCGCCAGGCUGUACUUGAUGGCUGUGUACCGGGGCACAAAGAUCCCCAUGAAGGAACAGGAGAGGUUUAAGAAAGCUCCAUCUCUGGAGAAGAGCAGAGACCCACCCCCCAUUAAGAAGAUGACCAUUUCUUUGAAGAUCAAUGACCCACAGGUCACCAAAGUUGCCUUUGCCUCGGCCCUGAAGCACCUGUACUUGGAUGACUUGGAGAUGAACGUAGAAGACGUGCUGGGGGUGCUAGCUUCCGCACACGUCCUCCAGUUCUCCGUCCUGUUCCAGAGAUGUAUAGCCUUCAUGGUGAAUAAAAUCUCACCAAGUACCAUCAAGGACUUCUACAUGGCUGGCUGCAAGUACAAGGAAGAACAGCUCACCAGAGCCUGUCAGCAGUGGUUGGAGAUGAACCUGGUCCCUGUGAUGACGUACAACAGCCACCUCCGGAACAUUCCGCAGGAGCUACUCCACAGGGUGCUCCAGUCCCCCAGUUUGUUUACAUUUAGUGAGUUUCAUCUUCUGAAGACUGUGCUGUUUUGGGUCUACUUGCAACUACACCACAAAAUGCAGACCGUCCCCGUCUAUGAGAAUGUGUCAGCUUUCUUCAGCAGCUUCCCCAGGACGUGCGCCUUUUUGGACCAGGACACAGGACACAGACUGCUGCCGCUCUUCCUCUGCCUGCGUCUUCACAGCAUAACCAAAGGCAAGGAUCUGGAGGAACUGAGGCACCUUAAUCUCUUCCCGGAGGCCUGGUUGACCCGGAUCACAGCCUGCCAUUACCAAGCACUGGAGAAUGGAGGUGAUAUGGCCCACCUGAAAGAUUUCCCCACCCAGGCCAUACGAUUCGGGCUGCUCUUUACACAGGAAUAUACAAGUUAUUCAAAGACGAUUGCUAUGUAUGGGUUCUUCUUUGAGAUAAAGGGAAUCAAACAGGAUGUUACCUCGUACAGUUUUUACAUACAGAGGAUAAAGCACACAGAUUUGAAAUGCCCCUCCACAGUCUACGAGCACAGUCUGGUAAGCCUGCGGACAGAACGCCUGGUGAAAUACCAAAUCAGAGCCCAGACCCUGGUCAAUGGCAAGUGGCAGAACUUCAGAACCAACCAGAUCAUGCAGAAGUUCGGGCUCUUCCAGCCAUCCUGCAAAAGCCAUACCUUGAAAUUCCAAACUCUGGGCAUCCCCAUCUAUGCAAGUUUCACAUUCAUUUUCCCAGUGUCUUGA
Molecule: messenger RNA, 1521 nt
Organism: Chrysochloris asiatica (Cape golden mole)
Lineage: Eukaryota; Metazoa; Chordata; Mammalia; Afrosoricida; Chrysochloridae
Gene: BTBD16
Product: BTB (POZ) domain containing 16
Exons: 15
Coding region: 1-1521 (506 amino acids)
Source: RefSeq, a predicted model, not a curated record